GGCUCAUGAAAUCAUAUAACCAUUGGGUGCAAAUUAGUUUUUUUUUGGUUGGCAAACUAAACAUUUAGUUUUAUCAAAUAAAAAAAAAAAAAACUAAACAUUUAGUUAAUUUCAAAAUUAUAGAAUUAGUGCUGAAUUUUAAUAAUUUUGUUUUAACACGCUUACUUACUGCUAAUGAGAACAAUAUUUUUCUGCUUUUCAAUUUCUGCUCAUCGUCAACAAAAACUUAUUACUAGUAAUUUCGUGGGUCGUUCUAAUUCUCUAAUAAGUCGUUUCCGCGUUAACUCCCUUUUGUUGAUCCCUUCUUCUACGUCUUAGUCUUCGCAUUGAUUUGGUCCCUCUCUUUUGUCAUUAACAACCCAAUCUUCUUCCUCAUCGACUCCACUUCUUCGCUCAUCCACGCAGGAAGGGAAGGUUUUAUUACUUAGCAAAAUCCAAUUCUUUCUGUGAGAUAUAUUACUUUUGAGAGAGAGACUGAGACAAUGUUUGGUUUGAGGAAAUCACCUGCUAAGCUUCCCAAGCACCACUCUGCUGAUCCUGGUUUCCACAAAUCUUCCAAGCCCAAUCCUUUCGACUCAGAUGAUGAACUGGACAACAACAACAAGAACAAACACACACUUAACCCCUCCAAGAGGACUUCCUCUGAACCUUCCUUGGCUGAAAUGACCACCACCAACCCUUUUGAUGGUGAUAAGGUUCAUACUUCUUCAUCCAAGCAGUCCUCUAACUCCAGAUACCAGUACAAGAACAACUUCCGCGACUCCGGAGGCGUUGAAAGCCAGUCUGUUCAGGAGCUUGAGGGCUAUGCUGUUUACAAGGCUGAGGAGACUACCAAAUCUGUACAGGGUUGUCUCAAGGUGGCUGAAGAUAUUAGGUCUGAUGCUACUAGGACUUUGGUCAUGUUGCACGAGCAGGGCGAGCAGAUCACCAGGACGCACCAUCAAGCUGUUGAAAUUGAUCAUGAUCUCAGUAGAGGUGAGAAGCUUCUUGGAAGCCUUGGAGGUAUGUUUUCAAAGACUUGGAAGCCCAAGAAGACUCGCCCUAUAAAUGGUCCUGUCAUAACUAGAGAUCACUCACCAACGAGAAGAAUUAACCACUUGGAGAAAAGGGAGAAACUGGGACUGAACCCAGCACCAAAAGCACAAUCAAGAAGCAGAGAACCGCUUCCUGAAUCAGCUGAUGCAUAUCAAAGAGUGGAGAUGGAAAAAGCUAAGCAAGACGAUGGGCUUUCAGAUUUGAGUGAUAUACUGGGAGAGCUAAAGAACAUGGCAGUUGACAUGGGAAGUGAAAUCGAAAAGCAGAAUAAAGGACUUGAUCAUCUUCAAGAUGAUGUUGACGAACUCAACUUCAGAGUCCAACAAUCUAACCAACGCGGCCGCCAUUUACUCCGAAAGUAAUGAACAGAUCUCACUAGUCACUACACUACUUGCUCUUUUGUUCGAUCUUCUCUGAUCUUCGUUGCUUAAAACUCAAGCCGGUUCUUAUCAUUGUUAUAUACGUUUCUGUCUAUGUUUGCAUUUGAUAUUAUGAUGAAAACACCAAUACUCUUUAUUGUGCAAACUUAGGCAAUCUUGCUGUUGUUUUUCUGUAUCAUAAAGAUGAAUAGUGUUUUUGAAUCCUAGAUUUAUGUAACCUUUACAGCAUCAGUGCUAAAGACACAAAGAUUAGACGAGAA
Messenger RNA from Raphanus sativus (radish), 1675 nucleotides. RefSeq names its product SNAP25 homologous protein SNAP33. Gene Ontology annotation, molecular function: SNAP receptor activity. Lineage: Eukaryota; Viridiplantae; Streptophyta; Magnoliopsida; Brassicales; Brassicaceae. The transcript has 5 exons. Bases 483 to 1397 code for a protein of 304 amino acids. Gene Ontology annotation, cellular component: SNARE complex; plasma membrane. The record is from RefSeq and is a predicted model, not a curated record.